AUGGCGUUUGUGUAUUGGGGUUUGCUUUUGUUGGCUGCGAUUGUUGGCUCUUCAGCAUCCGCUUCUGCGUCGGAUGGACCCAUAUGUCCUCCGACCACGACUCUUGGUCGGUCGAGUUUUCCCCAAGGUUUCAUGUUCGGUGCUGCUUCUGCUUCGUUCCAGUAUGAAGGUGCCGUUGAAGAAGGGUGCAGGGGUCCGAGUUUGUGGGAUUAUUACACUCUUAAACAUCCAGAGAGAACAAACUACGAUAACGCAGUCGAAGCGGUCGAUUUCUACCAUCGUUACAAGGAAGAUAUUCAGUUGCUGAAAAAAAUGAACAUGGAAGCUUUUAGAUUCUCUUUCUCGUGGCCCAGAAUAUUCCCUCAUGGAAGAAAGGACAAGGGAGUUAGCAAAGUCGGCAUCAAAUUUUACCACGAUCUCAUAGACGAGCUCCUUGCCAAUGGAAUAACACCUCUAGCGACUGUCUUCCAUUGGGAUAUCCCUCAAGAUUUGGAGGAUGAAUAUGGCGGAUUUCUAAGUGAACGCAUUGUGAAGGAUUUCGUAGAGUUUGCAAACUUCACGUUCAACGAGUACGGCCACAAAGUGAAAUACUGGAUAACAUUCAACGAGCCAUGGGUGUUCAGCCGAGCCGGUUACGAUAUAGGGAAGAAAGCUCCGGGACGAUGCUCCGAAUACGUCAAUCAGACGUGCCUCGGAGGAAACUCGGGUUACGAGCCUUACCUGGUUAGCCACAACCUACUCGUGGCUCAUGCAGAGGCCGUGCAAGAAUUCAGAAAUUGCAAAAGGUGCGAAGGUGGGAAGAUUGGGAUUGCGCAUAGUCCGGCAUGGUUCGAACCUCAUGAUCUGGAGACAAGUCCACAUGCCAAUGCUUCAGUUGAAAGAGCUCUCGAGUUCAUGUUGGGAUGGCAUAUAAACCCUACAACGUACGGAGAUUAUCCGCAAAUCAUGAAGGAUCAAGUGGGAGAUCGAUUGCCCAAAUUCACGGAAGAGCAGAAACAGAAACUGAAAACCUCGACAGAUUUCGUGGGGCUGAAUUAUUACACGUCGUAUUUUGCAGCCUAUAAGGGAGCGGUCGACCCAACAAAGCCAAGUUGGGAGUCUGAUUCUCUUGUAAAAUGGGAACCCAAGAAUGUGGAAGGGUUCAACGUUGGUAGCAAGCCUUCAACAGCAACACUUGCGGUCUAUGCCAAUGGGUUAAGAGAGCUUUUGAAAUACAUCAAAGAAAGAUACGGUGAUCCGGAGGUUAUCAUCGCAGAAAAUGGAUACGGAGAGAAUUUGGGAGAAAACGACAAACUACCGAAUGCGCUCGCCGACUACAACAGGAAAUAUUAUUAUCAGAGGCAUCUCUUAAGCCUACACGAAGCCAUUUGUGAGGAUAAGGUGAGAGUGACGGGGUAUUACGCGUGGUCGUUGUUAGACAACUUCGAGUGGCAAGACGGAUACGCGACAAGGUUCGGACUUUACUACGUCGACUACAGAAACAACCUGACCCGUCACCGGAAAGAAUCCGCCAAAUGGUUCACGGAAUUCUUGCUGCAGGAGAAACGCGACGAGCUGUAGAGAGGAAAUCAAA
Messenger RNA from Tarenaya hassleriana, 1573 nucleotides. Its product is annotated as beta-glucosidase 23-like. The record is from RefSeq and is a predicted model, not a curated record. The transcript is spliced from 13 exons. Gene Ontology annotation, biological process: carbohydrate metabolic process. Gene Ontology annotation, molecular function: beta-glucosidase activity. NCBI's taxonomy places the organism in Eukaryota, Viridiplantae, Streptophyta, Magnoliopsida, Brassicales, Cleomaceae. The coding region runs from base 1 to 1560 and encodes 519 amino acids.